Messenger RNA from Lepidothrix coronata (blue-crowned manakin), 2171 nucleotides. Its product is annotated as G-protein coupled receptor 161-like. The transcript has 3 exons. The coding region runs from base 30 to 470 and encodes 146 amino acids. NCBI's taxonomy places the organism in Eukaryota, Metazoa, Chordata, Aves, Passeriformes, Pipridae. The record is from RefSeq and is a predicted model, not a curated record.
UGGGACUAUCUCCUCAUCUUACUGCCCUCAUGGCAGGUGGACGGCCAUUAGGAAACAGCAGCAGCACAGGAGACACAGGUUUCAGCUGCUCACAGGAUUCAGGAACAGAUACAAUGCUUCUUGAAGAUUAUAGCUCAGAUGGCCCUCAUGCCCCACACUGCAUCUGUCCUCCUCGACGGAGGAGUUCAGUGACAUUUGAAGAUGAGGUAGAGCAAAUUAAAGAAGCUGCAAAGAAUUCUGUUCUUCAUGUAAAAGCCGAAGUCCAUAAAUCUCUGGACAGUUAUGCAACCAGUCUAGCAAGAGCUAUUGAAGCUGAUGUGAAACUGAGCUUGUUUGGGGAAGAUGCUUUACCAGGAGCCCUGUUCCCGGUGCGGACUCUGCCAGGAGGCAGCACGAACACACGGCGUGGUGCCAGGCCCCAUGCCAGCCAAAGACUGAAGUUGCAGAGCAUCGAUGAAGGGAAUAUCUGACACCAGCACUGGAGUAAGAAAAGAGAACAAAACCACUAAGCAGGACCUAUUGCAGCUGUUAGUGUUUCAACAGAACCAGGAUACCUUGUGGGAAUGUUUUCAGUGUUUCUUCAACAUUUGAAAGCCAGCUGAAUUUUGGCACUUGCAUCAGCAUUUUACAGUAGUGUUUGUUUACUGUUUAGGGUGCUAUUGACUUUUCUGUGCCAUGUCUUUAUCACACAGUUCAUAGGAAUGCAGGGUUUGGUUUCGCUGACCAGAUCAUUAGUCUGUUGAAUCUUGGGUCCAUUAUUGGCCAAAGCUGAUAAAGGAAAAAAGCAGGAAAAGUAUGUGCAGUGUUUUAAUUUAUUGUUGUAUUCAUCGUCUUCUGAACACCAGGAUAAUCAGUUGAUACUUGAUAGCUGGAGUGCUCUGAUAGGAGCUUGUACAUGGGAUACUACAUACAGCCUUACUGUCACAGACUCCUAGAUGAGGAGCAUGGACUUUACUGAGGGCAAAACCUGAAUUUUUCAGAAAGCUCACGCAGCUUAUAGUCCCACUUACCUUUUGCUGGGGGAUAUUUCUGUUUGUUCAGCCAUCAGAAUGGCACAUAAGAUCUGGCAGUGGAUUGUGCAUUGCUUCAGAGGUACGGAGCACCAGCCUCCCUGGAUAUAGUGGGUGGGAGCAGACCUGUGCUGGAAAAGCAUAAAGAUGGUAUUUGAGGAAAUCGUUAAUGCAGAAUUCUUAGUUUCUCUGAGAACUUCAGCUCACGUCCCUGGUUUUGCUUUUACUAAAAGGGCACUCUGUGGCUGUGCUAAGCUUGACAGAAUAUAAACAAGAUAUUGCCACUUCAUAUUCAGGAUUCAUCUUUUCUAGAGAGAAAAGAGUUGUUUGGUGUUUUGGUUUUUUUUAGUCAUGAGGGAAUGUAGUAUUUAAGCUAUACUUACCUCAGUGCUUCUAUUUCUUGGAGUAUUAAUUAAUCUCAAAAAUAAGAACAUUUGGCACUUAUAUUGCACUUUGCAUGUUCUUAAGCACUGUACAGACAUUACCUUGUUAGGCCUUUGUGAGAAGGUUGAUCAGCCCUGCUUGCCAAAGAAGGGGAACUCAGCACAGUCAAGCUGCUGGCAGUGAAACAGUCUGCAAAGGUGGAAAGGUUUGUUAUGAAAAGAAGGAUUAGGUGGAUCAUACAAGUAUAGCCAGCUUCAGGAACCUUUCUGUGCCUUCCUGGGCUACCCCCUUCUGUACUUUGGAGGGGUUACAGCCCUGCCUUACUGCAUAUUUCAAGGAGAGGGAAACAAAAGUGAGCAGGAUAAUUCCUUGGGGGUGGGCAGUGAGUAGCAAAUGGACUUAAAAGACCAAGGAUUUGCAUUUGUUUACUCUGUGUCUGCUCCCCUGUGCCUUCACCUUUCCCCAGAAGUGGCUUGUAUGAGGUUUUGCUGGAGAUUGUUUGGAAAUCAAGAGUAGGAUGUUUCCAUCUGAGCAAAAACUGGGUGUAGACUUGUUAAGUUUUGUCUUUGUGUGAGUUAUUCAGAGACACAGAAGUGUCGUGAGGCAGAGCCUCGGUCCAGUACUGUAUUUAGACAUCCUAUUUGUCUGUGUUCCUGACUCAGAAAUGUAUUUCAGCACAAGCUUAUGUCCAUCUCUGGACAAAGCAACUUGACUUUAUGAACUUGCCUGAGUCCCAUUAAGUUCCCAUGCAAAAUAUAACUGCAUACUUAAAAUUCA